AUGUUUAUUCUGUUGAAAUAAACUACUCUUGUUGUUUAUAAUUUAAUCGAGUACAUUGGUGGAUUUUAACAUUAUUUUUAAGUGAAUUAAAAAUUGUAUCGGAGAGUAAUUAAUUGGUAACGUAGUUUUACAUAACAUUGUAGAAACUAUUGAAAUGGCUGACGAUUUCUUGGCAGAAAACAACAACUGUGGUCAAACUUUGCUUCAUUUAGUGUCUCGUGGGAAUGCUAUCAUCGCAGAGCUCCUGAGACUAAAGGAUUACAUUCCUCCAGUUUUCAAAUUUGAUACGAAACAAGACCAACAAAAGUAUUCUGGUUUGAUACUAGACUUCGCUUACUUCAAGGCUCCAGAUGAGAUUGAUAAGAAGAUAGAAAGCAGCCUGAUUCUCCAAGAUUUGGAUGAAGAACUCAGAGAGAAACCACAUAGAUCUUCUGACAAGAUUUUAUUGUGGCUUUUGAGAACAUCCAGAAGUUUGCCACUGACAUUAACAGUUAUAUCGAAGACUUGGAAGAUGGAGUCUACAUUCAGCAAACGUUGGAGAGUGUAUUCAUCAGUGAAGACGGAAGACAACUUCUGUGUGAAGCAGUUUACCUGUUUGGCGUUAUGUUGUUGGUUGGUUGACCUUCACAUUCCAGGCGACAUCAGGGAGCGAAUGCUCGUCUCUUACUACAGAUACAGUGCCCAGAGGACAAUGCUGGCAGCAAUGUGGAUGACGUGUGCAAACUACUGCGUUCUACCGGCCUGAUGCCGAGGGAAGAGGCCACCAAAUUUACCCCGAGGAUUUAUUUCAGG
Molecule: messenger RNA, 792 nt
Organism: Homalodisca vitripennis (glassy-winged sharpshooter)
Lineage: Eukaryota; Metazoa; Arthropoda; Insecta; Hemiptera; Cicadellidae
Product: WASH complex subunit 5-like
Exons: 6
Coding region: 155-745 (196 amino acids)
Biological process (GO): endosome organization; regulation of actin nucleation; endosome fission
Cellular component (GO): endosome; WASH complex
Source: RefSeq, a predicted model, not a curated record